Molecule: messenger RNA, 372 nt
Organism: Symbiodinium sp. CCMP2456
Lineage: Eukaryota; Dinophyceae; Suessiales; Symbiodiniaceae
Source: the annotation of a GenBank genome assembly
AUGCUGUGUCAUUGCUGGACUUCCAUGCCAAAAGCACAGAGUCUUUGGUCAAGCAAAGCUUUUGAGCAUCUCUCCCACCAAACUCUGCUGGAACCCCACUUUACUAAGCUUGCUUUCUCCUCUCAGCCCGAGCCUCUUUCGCAUGCCAGAGGUGGUGUCCGCCUCAGCCUGACCAUCAGCGCCGCCAGCACCCGAACUGCCACCCGUCCCAGUCCGCCUUUCAUGCGACAGCACCGAGCCCGUUCCGACCAACCAGGUUGGGCGCUGCGACCUCCUAAAAGCAGAGCGAUUGCACUGUCAGCCUUGGGCCUCCCGAUCUUGAACUUCUCCGCCGAAGGAAUCAUGUCAUUGAAGCUGGAGAGCCCCAAUUGA